Messenger RNA from Hordeum vulgare subsp. vulgare (domesticated barley), 1659 nucleotides. RefSeq names its product splicing factor YJU2-like. The record is from RefSeq and is a predicted model, not a curated record. NCBI's taxonomy places the organism in Eukaryota, Viridiplantae, Streptophyta, Magnoliopsida, Poales, Poaceae. The transcript has 9 exons. Gene Ontology annotation, cellular component: U2-type catalytic step 1 spliceosome. Gene Ontology annotation, biological process: mRNA splicing, via spliceosome. The coding region runs from base 140 to 1144 and encodes 334 amino acids.
GCCGAAACCGGCGCAACGCAACCCAAACUCCCGGGCCUUUGCGACCCACACCCGCCGCCCUUGAAACGACCGAGACGCCCCUCCCUCCUCUCCGGCGCGUCCAACCUAGUGCUCCGGCUAGCUUUCAGGCGGCGGCGCGAUGGGUGAGCGGAAGGUGCUGAACAAGUACUAUCCGCCGGACUUCGACCCGGCGAAGAUCCCGCGUCGGAAGCAGCCUAAGAACCAGCAGAUCAAGGUGCGCAUGAUGCUUCCCAUGAGCAUCCGGUGUGGCACCUGCGGCACCUACAUCUACAAGGGCACCAAAUUCAACUCGCGCAAGGAGGACUGCAUCGGCGAGACAUACUUGGGCAUACAAAUAUUUAGAUUUUACUUCAAGUGUACUAGGUGCUCAGCUGAGAUUACCUUCAAAACAGACCCUCAAAAUUCAGACUACACGGUGGAAUCUGGGGCUAGUCGCAAUUUUGAACCUUGGCGUGAAGAGGAUGAGGUUGUGGAUAAAGAGAAGAGGAAGCGAGAAGCGGAGGAGAUGGGUGAUGCAAUGAGGGCACUGGAGAACAGAGCAAUGGAUUCAAAGCAAGACAUGGACAUACUUGCUGCUUUAGAAGAGAUGCGGUCGAUGAAGUCUAGACAUGCUGGAGUCUCCGUUGACCAGAUGCUUGAAAUUUUGAAGCAUUCUGCUCAUCAAAAGGAGGAAAAAACAGUAGCAGAACUAGACGAAGAAGACGAAGAACUCAUCAAAUCAAUUACUUUCAGAAACUCGAAAGAUUAUGUUAAACGGAUCGAAGACGAUGACGACGACGGCGAUGAUGAAAAUUUUGGUAUACCAGGACAGUCUAGUGUUACAUCAAAGAUCAACGGAUCUUCUGAAUCAAUGAUGAAUCCAACCGAUGUCUUGACCAAAGCUAAUGGACCUGAGAGUGCCAAUAAAGAAGGAAACAAGAGCUUGGCAUCUAAGAUGCCCAAAUUCAUAGUAAAACCAAAGCCCGCUGGUGCAAAUCCUCAGAAGAAGCAGAAGAUGGAAACCGACGCCGUCCAAGAUAACGGCAAAGCACUAGCUGCUGAGAAAAAAGACGAAGCUUCAGUAGAGAAGACCAAUGUUCUCCAGUCCCUCUGCCAGUAUGAUAGUGAUGAAAGUGAUGACUGAAGACAAGGCAAGCCCCCGCAACACGAUUGUGGGCGGAAGAGAGAGCACCAACAGUCACCCACACCCCUGCGACGGAGGAGCAGCCAAUGCACACAAAGCCAACUGUCUACAUGGCAACACUGAUCCGUCGGUAGCUCACAUGCCUCGAGCCCUCGACACAUCGUUGUCGCGACACUUGACAGCAUCGGAGAGGACAGCAUUCUGGUGCUUCCGCAGGUGCCAAGAGCAGAGAAGAACAAAUGCGUCCAGAGAAGCAUCAUUGACAAAUGACAACUGAUGAGACAUCAAACAGGCGCAGAUCGCAGGGCGAGUAUCAGGUGAUACGGAAACUUGGUCUGCCACCAUUGGAUCACAGAUCCUACGGCUCGCGGGAGUCUGUAUCAUUGGAGCAUCUAAGCUCGUGUAUGACCUGAUAUUUUGCCGCAGAUCGCACACAUAAGCGCCAUCAAUGUCUGCCCCCACCAUUGCGCAGAACUCUAUAUAAGAGCAACUUCAAUGGGAGGAACCAUUUGGUC